GCCUGACCACGUUCCCGGCAUUCGCUUCCGGCUCCUAAUUCCGGAAGUUGCUUUCUAAAGUAGCUUGUGGGUCAGGGUGGUCUUUGUGAGAUUCCACCAUGGCGUACCGUGGCCAGGGCCAGAAAGUGCAGAAGGUGAUGGUACAACCGAUCAACCUCAUCUUCAGAUACCUGCAAAAUAGAUCCCGGAUUCAGGUGUGGCUCUAUGAGCAAGUGAAUAUGCGGAUAGAGGGCUGUAUUAUUGGUUUUGAUGAGUAUAUGAACCUUGUAUUAGAUGAUGCAGAAGAGAUUCAUUCUAAAACAAAGUCAAGAAAACAACUGGGUCGGAUCAUGUUAAAAGGAGAUAAUAUUACUCUGCUACAAAGUGUUUCCAACUAGAAGUGAUCAAUGAAGUGAAAAUUGUUGAGAAGGCAAUACAAUUUGUUUUUUUAGGUGUCCUUUUAUGGGAGUAUAGUUCUGAAACAUUUGUUCCUAUUGUUUUGAUUACCCUUGUGUUAUUACCAGAUAACAAUAAAUGCUGUGGGAUUGUUUUUAUUAAAAAAUUUACAUUGCUUCUUUCUAUCCAGUGGUAAAGACCUUUUACACAGUGGCACCAUUAGCUUUUGGUAUUUAUUUUAAAGUUUUCUGAGGAGUGGUGGUUGCCCUGGAUAUUUGUUUUUAUCAGAGCAUGGACUUACAGAUUCUUGAGGCAAAGAGUAGAAAUUCUGCCUGACAAGUAAGCUUCUGAUACUGUGUGGUAGAGAAAGGGAGGGUUCAUGAAAAUAAACAAGGGUUAUUGUGCUAACAUAUGUCUUCAUCAGUUCUAAUUCUGGCUGCUGGAACACUAGAGUUUCUAACCAAAAGAGGUUGAGGAUAUUUUAAUAGCUUCAGUAUUUGCUCAGCACUCUCAUUGAGUUACUGUAAGGUCUUUGUGAAUUUUAUUACUAAGAUCAGAAUGUGAGAAGUAUUUGGGAAUAGGCAAAGAAUGAAGUGCCAUUAAAGUACACUAAAAGUGAGCUCUGUUAAGAGUCAACAGGAAGGAGACUUUGUGAAAUUGGUAGUCUGAAAAAGAGCACAAUCACAGCUGGUAAAUUGUUAGGCAGAAUCAUAGUAUGUUAGAGAAAUACACCUGACUCUUAUUCUUAUCUCUAAGGGUUUUGGUUCCUCCCCCAGUGAUUGCUUAUUUCCUAAUUGAAUUCUUAUAUGGAUUAAUCUCCCCUCUCCCAAUAUUGCAGGGUGGUUCUAGUUAGAGUUCUGUUAAAUGGUUAUUGAGUGUUAACUAGGCACAAAGUUUAAUAAAUACAGUGAGGUAGACUGGUAAGCAUAGUUUUAAUGCCAUAUCCUACAUGCUAUUUAAAUUGGAUCUUGAAGGAUGAAUAAGGUCUACCUUAAGUUCUGCUAAAGGAGGAACAAGAAGUUCAGCUCCUGCUUUUCUAGGUGCCUGUGAGGGAGAUGUAGACUUUUCAUUAGACUAAAACCUUUUCUGAGAUAGAGAUUUGUAGGUGAAUGAACAAGUCAGUCUAGCUUAAAAUUUUGUAUUCCAACUAUAGUCCUAUCUGAACUCAUGCCUUUUUGUUUAUACUGUCGUACAGAGCGUAAUGAUGGAUCACAUAAAUAAUGGUGGCUAUACCAUCUAGGUUUGUGUAAGUACACCGUAUGAUGUUUGCACAACAACAAAAUCGCCUAACGACACAUUUCCCAGAAUGUAUCCCCAUCAUUAAGUGACCCCUGACUGUAUUUUCAAAUAAAAGGAUGUUUUAGCUCUUUUAA
Messenger RNA from Galeopterus variegatus (Sunda flying lemur), 1748 nucleotides. It is a transcript of the gene SNRPE, whose product is annotated as small nuclear ribonucleoprotein polypeptide E. Bases 99 to 377 code for a protein of 92 amino acids. The record is from RefSeq and is a predicted model, not a curated record. Gene Ontology annotation, molecular function: RNA binding. Gene Ontology annotation, cellular component: U5 snRNP; U2 snRNP; U4/U6 x U5 tri-snRNP complex. Lineage: Eukaryota; Metazoa; Chordata; Mammalia; Dermoptera; Cynocephalidae. The transcript is spliced from 5 exons. Gene Ontology annotation, biological process: mRNA splicing, via spliceosome; spliceosomal snRNP assembly.